CAUCCUCACAUGGAACUUGCAGGACCUCGCUGCUGAGCCUGUGGCCUCCGCAACGUAAAAGCCAGUUCGAUCCAACAACCUGCUCGGGGGACGUUUGCGCGAGGAACCAGCCGCACUGCCUCCCUGCCAUUCUUUUCUCCCUUUGGGAACCCCCCAUGGAGAAGCAGCAUUUCGUCGCUGCUCCGUAACCCCUCAGCAUACAUCAUCUUCAUAUCCGGCAUCAUGAGGAAUCUCACGCUAGGCAUUGCGCCUUCGCUCGACGACCUGAUCCUGCUCCCCCACCGCGCUGCGGAGCGGGCGAAGCAGUUCGCCUAUUACUACGGACUGGACGACAUCUUCGGCCGCAUCAAGGGAUCCGGCGCUUUCAUCGCCGAGAAUACGGGCAACGCAAGCAAUGUGUCUGCAAGUUUGACCAAGGAAGCGCUUGCGAAGAACACAAUUGCCGAGGCUGCUCUAUCUGCCACCAAUGUAGCGAAGGCGAGUCCCGGACCUCGUGUAGCCGCCGUGGCGACGGGUACAGGUCUCGGAGGAGCAUUCUCACAAGGACUCAACGAGACGGGUGUUAGCAGAUUCGUCAACGCUCUGUGGCACGCCUGGCGAAAUCUCGGUGGCAUCCUGCCGUAUGUCAUGUCAAAGUGGGCCUUCAUGACGGUUCUGAUGAGCUUCGUUGUCAACCGCACCCAGUUCUACGCUUCCUCACGUGUUCCUUUGCAUCUCUGGUGGCCUGUUCGAUUCGGUCUGUUCCUGGCUCCCAUUGCGGCUGUAUGUAUACAGGUGUUGUGGCUGCUGGAAGGCAUGCGCUGCCAAACCUCUCCGGACUAUGCCAUAUACAGAUACGGCAAUGCGAGCAAGGUCUUUGACUUGGACUACGGUGGUGAGGGCGGGUUUAUCUAUGCUCUGAGCUCGUCGCUGACGGCUUGGGAGACGGAUUUCGAUGCUUGCGUCAACGUGGGCAUGUCUAAUGCAGAUGGGGUCAAACCUGUCGGAUCUCUUAGCUUGCUUUGGCCGCUGUUUCUAUCCUUGUGCCUAGGAGCAUUCACAGAUACGCUGUCGAGUGCUUUGCAAGGAAGACCGCCCUUGUCGGACUACAAUCUCCUCGAGCUCUCAUUUGCUUUCAACGAGGCCGAAGCCAUGGUUGUUCGAAUAUUCGAGGCUGCACUGGCUGCCUCCGAAGACCACGACGUGAACAACUUUGAUCGAAAGCUUCUGGUGCGUGCUACGAAUACUUCGCCCGAUAUGCUUCUCAUCGCAGCCAUUUGGGGCCUUAGCAGUCUGACAAGCAUGCUUUUGGGCAUUUUCGGCAAGCGCCACCAGUACCGUCUAUUGAACACUGGCUUUUGGGGUAUCGCGUACUUCGCUGCACUAUCGCGCAGCAUUGUCCUAAUGUGGCUUCGGAUGCCUGAACAGGAGGCGUUUUGGAGCGGCCGUAUCCCAAUGAUUCUGUUGAUGGGCUUCGUGCCACACUUUAUCGUUGUUACGGGUAUGGUCACAUGUGCUUUGAUUUAUGGGGCUGCCCUGAUUACAACUGCACUCUCACUUCCUCCUGCGGCCGGCCGUCCAGCAUCGUUUAGAGAGGCGCUAUCCAUAGCCUAUAGUAACCUACAGGCCAACGUUCACUUCUCAAAUGUUUCGUCUUUCGGGUUCAGGAUGACAGAUGAUUUUUACACAGCGCUUCUGAACACAGGAUUUACGCUUUUGACCGCUGCAAGUGAAGCCGUCUACCUUAACGAGGGCGCGAAGGUGCACGUCAGCCAGCUGACAUGGCUCGAGAGGAAGAGGAUAAAAGAGCUACAGCAGGGCUUGUUAUUUAAACGGACACGUCAAGCGAUUCCAACCGAGUUACGCGCAGCCAUCAAUGAUCGUGUCGAGGCAGCAAUGGGCAACCCUCAGCCCUCCGGCUACAGCGUCGAGCGCAAGAUCCGAGGACAGGAUCGUGAAGAAGUGCUUGCCGUUGUGAAGGGUAACGCCAGCUUGCCUGUUGAGCGGGGUUCGCGCUACAACAUGGCUCUAAGGCUUAUUAUUGGCACCUUCUGGCUUGUUGCCGGUUUCAAUGCGAAGCUGAUAAUCAUGUCACUUGAGCUUCUUGGAAUUACCUGGCGUCCCAGAAUCCUCCGCAGACUCAUGGGGACCCCAAAGCAUCGUCAUAAUGCGGAAGACCCAAUGCGUAACAGGCAGGGACGCCGUAUUGAUCUAUUAGUUUUUCCAGACGAUGAGAUUGUGCAAGUUGGUGGAAACCCCAAUAUUGAUAUUGAAGCCGAGUUCAAGAAACACAGCGUGCCAGACGCUGACGUUGAUGACAGCAUGUACACGUGGUGGCGUCAAGGUGGAUAUUGGGGCGAAAUAGACACAAGCGGCGAAUACACGCCAAGUCAAAUGGAUGAUGACGCAACAAGCAUGAUCUCUAUGUCUACGGAAUGCGCAUCUACAGAUGGGGACGAAUGGUCAGACAUCGACGAUAGUGGCCGCCGAACACCCACCCAACGUAAUCCAUAUCCAUCAAGUCGUGAGGCAACGCCCAUAGAGUAUGAUGGCGCAUUUGACAGCGAACAGCUGGCUCGACUUCUUGAUCCCAGGAACAAGGAUGAGCAGGAAGAAGCCCGCAUUUUGGCGCGGCGGCUCAGGCAUCGCGGUAUCAUGACACGUUCGCAAUACAACCGCGAGAUGAUGAAAGAGCGCGCUGCUCUCUUGGCAUCCUCUCGAUACGGCCAACAUGUUGCUAUAUCGCCCAACGGCGGACUUCUCUCCCCAGAGGAGGAAGAAGCGGCACUUGAAAAAUUCAUUCUCGAGCGUCGAAGCCAAAAUAUGCGAAAGAGAGACUCCAACGAGGAGGACUGGGCUUCGGGUGCAGCGGGCAUGGGCGCUUCGGGACCGCAAUGCGUUGUCUGUCAAGACAAUCCACGCACAAUCCUUCUUUGGCCUUGUGGUUGUUUGUGUCUUUGCGACGACUGCAGGGUUAAUAUGGCGGCGAGAAACUUUGGGAGCUGCAUCUGCUGUCGGACUGGGACAAUGGCAUAUUCAAGGCUCUACGUUCCAUGAGAGGUGAGGCUAUGUAUAUUUAAGGAUUAUGGACUUUUGCAUGCGUUAGGAGUUUGCUAUUGUUAACCGAGAGUUGAAAUUGAGCGGCUUAUAGACUCAGUCAUAAUUCUGGCCUUCAUUAGAUCGCGACUAGAAAUGCAACGGCAUAUUCCGCUUCGUCAAUA
Molecule: messenger RNA, 3200 nt
Organism: Verruconis gallopava
Lineage: Eukaryota; Fungi; Ascomycota; Dothideomycetes; Venturiales; Sympoventuriaceae
Exons: 2
Coding region: 223-3036 (937 amino acids)
Biological process (GO): protein ubiquitination; ubiquitin-dependent protein catabolic process
Molecular function (GO): ubiquitin protein ligase activity
Source: RefSeq, a predicted model, not a curated record